Molecule: messenger RNA, 5092 nt
Organism: Athene cunicularia (burrowing owl)
Lineage: Eukaryota; Metazoa; Chordata; Aves; Strigiformes; Strigidae
Gene: ERCC8
Product: ERCC excision repair 8, CSA ubiquitin ligase complex subunit
Exons: 11
Coding region: 130-1155 (341 amino acids)
Biological process (GO): protein polyubiquitination; transcription-coupled nucleotide-excision repair; proteasome-mediated ubiquitin-dependent protein catabolic process
Cellular component (GO): nucleotide-excision repair complex; Cul4A-RING E3 ubiquitin ligase complex
Molecular function (GO): protein binding
Source: RefSeq, a predicted model, not a curated record
UAUCUUUAUUUUUCUUCUUUGUUGUUUUUAAGGGUUCUACGUUUGGAACUAAAUAAAGAUAGAGAUGUGGAAAGAAUACAUAAGAGUGGUAUCAACAGCCUUGAUAUUGAGAAUAUCGAGGGAAGAUACAUGUUAUCCGGUGGAUCAGAUGGUAUUAUUGUAAUUCAUGACCUUGAAAACUUGAGCGGAGAGCCACAGUACACAUGUAAAGCAAUUCAUCUUGUGGGAAGGGGCCAUCCUUAUGUACAUAGAUUCAGUGUGGAGACGGUUCAGUGGUAUCCUCGUGACACUGGCCUGUUUACAUCCAGCUCAUUUGAUAAGACCUUGAAAAUAUGGGAUACAAAUGUUUUACAACCUGCAGACACAUUCAACUUUGAGGGAACAGUCUAUAGUCAUCAUAUGUCUCCAGUUGCUACAAAUCAUACUUUAAUAGCAGUUGGUACCAAAAACCCUGAUGUACAGCUGUGUGACUUGAAGUCUGGAUCCUGUUCUCACAUUCUGCAGGGUCAUAAGCAAGAAGUACUGGCAGUGUCUUGGUCCCCACAUGAUGAAUAUGUAUUGGCAACAGCAAGUGCUGACAGUAGAGUAAAAUUAUGGGAUGUAAGAUCAUCAUCUGGAUGUCUGAUAACACUUGAUCAGCACAAUGGAGAAAAGUCCCAAGCAUCGUCUGAGGCAGCAAACACUGCUCAUGAUGGGAGAGUUAAUGGUUUAUGCUAUACAAGUGAUGGACUUCAUCUGUUGACCAUUGGUACAGAUCAUCGGAUGCGACUCUGGAACAGCUUCACUGGAGAAAACACAUUAGUGAAUUAUGGGAAAAUACGUAAUGAGAGUAGAAAAGCAGUCAAAUGCACCAUCUCUAAUGGCUGUAAUCCAGAGUUUGCCUUUGUACCAAGUGGUAGUACCAUUGCUGUUUAUGCAGUCUUCACAGGAGAAUUGAUAACUGUGCUUAGAGGGCAUUAUAAUACUGUCAGCUGCUGUACAUAUCAACAUAAUUUUCAGGAAAUUUAUAGUGGUAGCAGAGAUUGCAAUAUCCUUGCAUGGGUACCAGCUUCUCAAGAGUUUCCUCUUGAUGACAUUUCUGCAAAGUCUCUAGGUCAUCAGAAUUCCACUACAGCAUAUCAAGAGGCAUGGAGCAGCAGUGAUAGUGACGACUGAUUUUUCAGUUACGUGUUGAUAUAAAACUGAUGUUCAGGAACUGCAUUCACAGACUUUAUCUACAGAAUUCAAUAUUGUCAGAUUUGCUACAACUGGAUUUUUAUUACAGUUCUAUUACAGCAAGGUCUUUCAGAAAUAAGUUUCCACUGUUCUCUGUUCUUUCUUCACUGUUACAGCUAAAUCUAAAGGAUUAUUUUUGCAUACUUACUGAUUUUUUUUGUACUUAACCUUAUACAUUGAUAUACUUCAUUCAGUGUUGAACAGCUGAUAACUGGUCCCAAGGGCUUUAAUUUUUCCUUUAAUACUGCAUUUUUUUUCUGGUAUCACUAAUACCUAGGGAGGUAUGUGUCUUGGAAAUAAAGGGAUUGAUACAAAGGAUUUUACCUGAAGGUGGACUAGUUCAGGGAUAACUCCAGUUUAUUUUUAUUGAUGUCUAGAUGGAACAGUCUGUCCAUUUUCAAUUGUUUGUGUUGUGGGACCCCACAUGAUUUUGUGCCUAUUUUGUGUUUUCAGUUCUGUGUUUUUCCAUUAAAUCCAGUAUUCAGUUCAGAAAGAAAUAUAGUUCAUCUAUUCAUGUAUUCAUAUAGUUACCCCAUCAACCAGUGUCUGAAUCUGUCCCAGAAAGUUAAGAAUAGGAACUAGUUCAAAUAGUGUUGUUCCUGUUAGCAGGUUUUUAAGAUCAGUCUUCUAUAUGAAUCUCUCGCUUCCUUAGCCAGAUAAAGAAUUCCUGGACAGAAACUGACUUGAGGUACAGUGCAAGGCAGAGUGGAUCACAUUUCAAGUUAGAAAUAUCCAAUGUAGUCUUUCAAAACUGUUUUCCUCUGAAUUUGUGGUCUUAAUGCCUGCUGUGUUUUGAAAGGGAGGAGCUUUAGGGGGUUAUUGUCUAAUCUCAAUCACUAGUUUGUGCUUCAGACAUAGUGUAGUCACCAAGCUGAGAGCUGAGUUAGAGGUUCCCGUCAGAUGUAGAUGCAGCUCUAUAGAUAAAUUCUUUUCAGAGCAGAUAUUAGGACCACACAUUCAGACAAGAGGAAAAAAUCUUGUAUAAAUCAAAGAAAAUAAUCUUUGUAUAGUCUGUAUAAGUUCUAUGAUUUGUAUGCAUUGUAGGAUUAAUUCACUGUGCUUCUCUUUUUAUAUCUAUAAAAGAUAUAGGCUGUCAGUUUCUGUAUCAAUCUAGUCUACCAUUGUAUAAUCAUGUGAUGUGAGGAGGGGGCAUAUCAAGGGAAUGUUGUAAUUAAACAAGCUUCCUAUAUACUGUGUAUUUGCUGGGAGAGAUAUACUGUGAAGUGGAUAGCUGCAGGGUAGAAGACUUAUGGAAGUUUGAGCUGAAGUUAAGAACCAGCCUGACACUGUCACUUUACAGGAGUAGAGAAGAUAAUUUUUUUUUUAAAUUACAGUUUUCAUUACCAGUGGUGACUGUUCCCUCUAAAGCUGGAAAAACUGAGGAACACAUUACACAUUUUGAUUUUUGUCUUGAAGAGGAUAACUUUUGUGUAUUGAAACUGUGCAUAUCAUUUGUAUAUGCCAGUUUAUGUAUUAAUUUCUAAAAAUGUGCUCAGUAUGCCAUAGUUAUCAAAGAAUAAAUGCUUUUCUAAUCAGCUUUCAGUUAUCUGUAAUGGGUUUUUUGCAUGUUAUAAUUGUGCAUAUCAUUUGUAUAUGGCAACUGCAGUGCAUGUAUUUUGUAUUUGAAUUUCUAAAAAUGUGCUCGGUAUGUCAGUUAUUGAAGAAUAAAUGCAUUUUUCAGUCAAUUUUCAGUUAUCUGUAAUGUAACUACAAAUGGUUUUGAUUUUAAAACAAACAAAUCUCAAAAAUACCAGCUCUAUGGUAGACUGGGAAUGGUAUAUAAAAUGGAAGUGGUAGGAAAAAUUACAUUUAAAGAAGGUGAAAAAUCAUAAAUCCAUAUAUAAGAAUGUUGCAUUAAUUCUCCUGGGUUUUUUUUGGAAUGGCCCUUCUCCAAUGAGUUCCUGUUCCUGUGCUUUGAGUACACAAUUAUUGAGAUUAGAAGGGAUCACUGGAGAUAAUCUAUUCCAACUUUCCUGCUUUAAACAUGGUCAACUAAAUACGGUUGCUCAGGCUUAUGUCUGGUUGGGCCGAGUAUCUCUACAACCUACAAACUUGUUCUACUGUUUGAGCAUUCUUAGAGUAAAAGUUUCUUCUUAGAUUUAAAUGGAGUUUUCUGUACUUCAGUUUGUAACCAUUGCAUCUUGACCCAUUGUUGGAUACCACUGACUUAGUCUUUUUGCUGUCCCUUUCCCUGGCUCCAUCAGGUAUUUUUACACAACAGUGAGAUCCCCCACCCUGAGCCUUUUCUCCAGGCAGAAUAGUCCCAGUUCAUUCAGCAUCAACCCACAGGAAGAAUCGCCUUCCUCAGCCUACUGACAGCACUCUUCCUAAUGCAACCCAGGAUGCUGUUGGCCUUCUUUGCUAGGGCACAUUACUGGCUUGUGGUCUUUUUAGUGUCCAUGAGGAGUGCUGGGUCCUUUUCUAUAAAGCUGCUCUCCAGCAGAUUGGUCCCUGGGCUUUUUCCUCACUGUGUGCAGAAUUUGGUGUUUGCCUUUACUGAACAUCAUGAGAUUCCUGUUUGCCUAUUUCUCCCAUCUGUUGAGGUACCUCAGAAUGGUGGCAGCACAACUAUCUGGUGUAUCAAGCACUCUUCCUGGUACUGUAUCAUCUACAAAUGUGAAGGCAUGUUCUGUUCUGUAAUCAGUGAAGAUGUUAAAUAGGGCGGGAUCAAGUAUUGACCCCUGAGUUGUGCCACUAGUGACUGGCUUCCAACUGGCCUGUCAUUGAUUCCAACCCUCUGGCCUUUCAUCUGUUUUUCAGCCUCACUGUUUGCUUAUCUAGUCUCUACUUGGUCAGUUUAUCCAUAAGGGUGUUUUAGGAAACUGUCAGAAGCCUUGCUAAUGUCAAGGUAGGCAUCAUCCACUGUUCUCCACUCAUCCACCAAGCUAGCCACCAUGUUGUAGAAGGCUAUCAGAUUGGUCAGGCAUGAUCUUCCUUUCAUAAAUCUAUGCUGACUGCUAUCUUCUUGUCCUUUAUAUGUCUGGAAGUGGUUUCUGUCAUUAUCUGCUCUAUUACCUUCACAGGGAUAUGGGUGAGGGAUUGACCUGUGUUUUCUGCAUCUUCCUUCUUAAAAACAUGGGUGACCUUGGCUUUCUUACAAUCCUCAGAAUCCUCUCCUGCUCAGCAGGACCUUUCCAAAGUAACUGAAAGUGGUCUUAAAAUGAUAUCAGCCAGUUGUGGGUACAUCCAGUCAUGCACUGUGGACUUGCAUCUGUCCAGUUUAAGUGCUGCCCUAACUGAUCCCCUUCCACCAAGGGUAUGCCUUCCUUGCUCCAGACUGUUUAGUGGUCUCAGGGACCUGGGGUUGCUGAAGUCCAGUCUUGCCACUAAAGACCAUGAUGAAUUAGCACGGAGUACCUCAGCCUUUUCUGUGUUCUUUGUCUUCAGUUCCCCUGUCCUGUUUAGAAGUGGGCCCACAUUUUCCCUAUCUUCCUUCUGUGCUGUAGGUUUUAGUUUUGCUUUUCAUAUUCUCUAUUUAACUCCAUGUGGGUUUUGGCUUUCCUAGCCCUAUCUGUGCAUGUUAGACAUUUUCUCUAUAUUCUUCCCUGCCUCCACCUCUUGUAUGCUUCCUUCAUGCACCUUGAGUUUUGUCAGGAGCUCCUUCUUCAUUGAUGCAGACAUCUUUCCACCUUUGCUUUGUUUUCCUGCAUGUCAGAAUGGACCAUCCUCAAAAAUCAACCAGCUUUCCUGGACGAUCCUCAUCAGGGCUAUAUCCCAUGGAAUUUUUCUAGAGAGAACCCUGAAUAGGUAUUUAUCUGGAAAUGUGGAAAUUUUCCCCUAUAAUUCUAUGGGGCUCAUGUUCAUACUGUUUCUGAAUAACUUUUUGCAUAUAGUUUUGUGUAAGUUGCACCAUGAAUUCAGUGUGGGAUUCAGCUCA